AUGUCUCAAAAGCGUAAUCAUGCUGAGUUCUCAGCGGGGUCUUCAGUGACCGAGGAAAAAACGCUUGUCGGUGCAAAAAGCCAUGCUGUUGCCAAGCGCAAUAAAAAUAGGGUCGCAAAAAGAAAACCCGCUAUCUUCAUGAAAAUGAUGACUUCACACUUGACUUUCUCGAAGCAACUUCGAACAAGGGGGUCGGAGAUCCUCGCGAAGAAUUUUCAUGUCGCUUCCAUGUACACACAGACGGUGAUACAUGCGCAAGCAAGGACGAAGAUGGUGAGGGUGAUUGGGAUGGCGAGAAAGAUCGAUGACGGUUACCUGAGUUGA
Sclerotinia sclerotiorum 1980 UF-70 is the source of this 324-nucleotide messenger RNA. RefSeq lists its product with no specific name. The transcript has 3 exons. The record is from RefSeq and is a predicted model, not a curated record. Lineage: Eukaryota; Fungi; Ascomycota; Leotiomycetes; Helotiales; Sclerotiniaceae. The coding region runs from base 1 to 324 and encodes 107 amino acids.